Molecule: messenger RNA, 546 nt
Organism: Strongyloides ratti
Lineage: Eukaryota; Metazoa; Nematoda; Chromadorea; Rhabditida; Strongyloididae
Product: Probable gluconokinase
Exons: 2
Coding region: 1-546 (181 amino acids)
Cellular component (GO): cytoplasm
Molecular function (GO): gluconokinase activity
Source: RefSeq, a predicted model, not a curated record
AUGAAUACUUCAUUUAAACCGGAAAAAAAACAAAAUGAUAAGUAUGUAAUAAUUGUUAUGGGUGUCUCUGGUUCUGGUAAAAGUACAAUAGGUGAAUACUUAUCACAUCAGUUAAAUUUUCAAUUCAUUGAAGGAGAUACUUUUCAUAGUACUAGUAAUAUUGAAAAAAUGAAAUCUGGAGUACCAUUGGAUGAUGAAGAUAGACUACCAUGGUUAAUGAGUAUUAAUAAAAAACUUCAAGAAGAGGUUUUUCAAAACCAUAAAUCAACUGUUUUGGCUUGUUCAGCAUUAAAGAAAAAAUAUAGAGAUAUCCUUAAAAUUGGGUUUUCUAUUGAUAAUAUUAUUUUUGUACACUUAAAUGACAAGGAAGAUGAAGUAAAAAAAAGAUUAAUGAAAAGAAAAAGCCAUUUUUUUAAUCCGUUACUUUUAAAAUCGCAAUAUGAAGCAUUAGAAGAUGUUACCGAAGAUGAGGGUAGAAAAAUCAUAAUGUUUUCCAUGAUACAGUCAUUUUCCGAAUUAAAAAAUAAGAUUAUUCAAAAUCUGUAA